UUAUUAGUUCUAUGAAGAGUAUGCUAAUUCAUCACUGUUAAUUCUAAUUUAAUGUAAUCCCGUUCUAUACAGUGUAAAAAUUUCUAUACAGUAUGUGUUAAUUCUACACUGUACAUCAUCCUCAUUUCGUCGUCUUCACCUCGAUCUUUAUCCCAGUAACCAUGACAACGGUCCAUCUCUCUCUCUCUCUCUCUCUCUCUCUCUCUCUCUCUCUCUCCCGUGCACAGACACCACGGCCUCUCAAUCGCGGCAGAAUGGUGCGCGAGCGUGACGCCACGGAUGCACGAGCCGGGCGCAGACCAAUUGCGUGUGAGCAGCUGGACGCCGCUGUCCGUGAAACCGCCAACCUUCUGAACAGGAGCGGUGAAGGAGGAAGCUUCACCAGCAAACGCGCGGGGAGAGAAACCGGAGCUGAACGAGCUCCUCUGAGAGCAGGUCUCUUUCCUUAACCCGUUUAACAGCGCGUGAUGCGAGACGCGUUACUGCACGAGACCAUCUUCAUCAUCCUCACCAUCUUCAUCCUUCUUCACCUGAGGGAAGACAGAUGGAGGCUCGGACGGACUCCUGGUGAUUCAUCCUCAUGCCGCAGCUAUGAGUAACACGCACCCCAACACCUCUACUUUAAUCCCGGAUGUGCAGGAGGUGAAGAACGUGAGCGUGGAGCUGCUGCCCCUCAAUCCCUGGGAUGUGGUGCUGUGCGUGACCGGAACGCUGGUGUGCUGUGAGAACGCCUUGGUGCUCGCUCUGAUCGCCCACACACCCUCCCUGCGAGCACCGACGUUUGCACUCGUGGCCAGCUUGGCGUUUGCUGACCUGCUGGCUGGUCUGAGUUUGAUCCUGAACUUCAUCGUCAUCUACAUGUUGGACACAGACUUUGUGACGUUGCUGUCAGCCGGCCUGCUCAUCACCGCCUUCUCAGCCUCGGUGCUGAAUGUGCUAGCCAUCACAGUGGACCGUUACCUGUCUCUGUACAGCGCUCUUACAUACCACACAGAGCGCGCCGUCACCUUCACCUACGUGGUAAUGAUGCUCGUGUGGUCUACCAGUGCUGCCCUCGGUGCGUUGCCCGUGCUCGGCUGGAACUGCCUGCGUGAUGAAGCGACAUGCAGUAUCUGCCGUCCGGUGCACAAGAGCAACGCGGCCGCGCUUGCCGUCUCCUUCCUCCUCGUCUUCGCCCUCAUUCUGCAGCUAUACCUCCAGAUCUGUAAGAUUGCUGUGCGUCACGCGCAGCAGAUUGCCGUGCAGCGCCACUUCAGGGCCGCUUCACACGCCGCUUCUGCAGCCAAAGGCGUCUCCACACUGUCAGGCAUCCUGGGCACGUUUGCGCUCUGCUGGGUUCCACUUGCCAUGUACUCACUGGUGGCAGAUACAUAUUACCCAGCAACUUACAUGUAUGCCACUGCUUUUCCAGCUAUCUGCAGCUCCAUCAUAAACCCCAUCAUCUACGCCUUCAGAAACCCGGACAUCCAGAGGUCUCUGAGGCUCAUUUGUUGCGGAUGUGCGCCGUAUGGCUUUACAAUGCGACCACGGACACCUAGUGACGUGUAACAAUUUUCUAAAUGCAAAAGCUAAGCUUAAAAAGAAGACUGCAGCAGUUUUCAAUCCAUGUCUACGUCUAUAUCUUCUGUAGCGUGUGUGAUUGCCAGAAACAAGGAUUCAAACCAAUUUCCUGAAAAAAGGAACGAAAACAUUUCUGUAUUUUGGUUGAAUUCUUCAGCCGAAGUUCUGAUCUGUUGUUUCAGAGGGAAGAAUAAGUGCCUCUGUGUAGCAUGGGUCUGCAAAGAUAUGACAGAUUCUUAGGUUUUUACUGUAUUGUUCCACAUAUAUGACUUAAACUUUAAAUGAAGAAAAUAUCCAUAGGCUCCGAUUCGCCAUGAAAUUAGUAUAGAGAUUUUCGCCUCUUCCCUCAGUGCAGGUGAAAAUCCAGUCGCUGGGAAUCACACAGACGCUACAGCUGAUAGACAGAAGGAUAAAAACUGCUGAAUUUUGACUUUAACAUGCACAGAGCAUCCACAUAUUGUAAUGUUCAUUCGUAUGGAAGUUGUGUGUUGUCUGUGAGUGUAAUGAUCUUUAAAUCACAGUGUGCUAGUUCACAUAGCUGUGUUUUUAGUGUCUUUGGCCACUUUUCAUAGUUUCAGUUUAAAUAUGAAGGAAAUGAUACUGACACCCAUUGAAUCAACAUCUGUAUAAACACCAAACUCAAAUGUAGCAUGAAUCCUUUGUGGUCAGUUGCCUUUAAAGCACUGUGAAAUGCCUAUAGGCUUCCCAGACUAUCACCAGAACUGAUGGACAGCAGAGAUCUUCAGCGUUCACUGUAUCGCUGGCAAUAUAUUUAGAAAUUGGCUUAUUCACUUGAAUCUCAGGUUGAGAGACAGUCUUAAGGGUGCAGUGCUGCCAGUACUUGAUAGCACCUGCUUUAGGUGUUUAUGGAGGUCAUUUUUCUGCUGAACCUGAUCAUGAAAUAUCAACUUUACAAUCAGAUAGCGUUAGAUCAGAGAAAUCCCCAAACUGUGCUGAGCUUUAGGUCUAGAAUUUUUAUUCUGUUUGUGACCGACAAAAACGUUCUAAAUUAUUUAAUUGUCAAAACCAAUAGCCCCAAACCCCAGACAGGAAACUAGCUUUUCCUGCACUUCCUGUUUAAGAGAGCGGAGAAGGAGGAAAUAUUACCAAUUCUGGAGUCAGGAACUGCUUACAAGGCAGAGACCAAAAUCACCAAAACCUGAAAUCUGAAACCCUAAUAUAUUUACCUGGUGUUAACUAAAUAAUGAAAUAUUUUUCAGCAAAGCCGAACCAAAACUGAUAGAUUUAAUUAAUUUCACAUGAAUGAACUGAAAACAUCCCGGUAAGAUGGAGGGAAGGGGGCGUGGCUUCCAGGUGCACAAAUGAUUCUAGAUUGGAUCGUCUUCUGUUUCAUUGGGGAAUAAAAGACUGAUCCUCUGGAGGUAUUAUGAGUGAUGAAUCGUGUUAGUGUAAUUCUAACGUAGGUUAAAUUGUAUAUAUAUAUAUCACACGCCUCGUCCACAGUACUGCUUUUUUAUCCAACUGCCGCUCGCUCCCAUAGUUCUGAGGUGUUUUGGAUGCACACCUCUGCCCUGCACCGUUUAUGUUCUCAUACUGAGGAACGUCAGUUAAGCACAUCCUGGGCUAUGAAAGCAUUGCAACGAGAAGCGUCCACACAGUGUUCACUCAACAUUAAGCGAUUCAUGCUGUGGACAGUAAACAUUAUUUGAAAUGUUCCUGCAUCUGUCUCUAGUGUUCUCAAGCUGCAUCAACAUUUCAGAAAGGAAGAAUGCCAUGAAAAAUAAUCAUAAUAGUGUGGGGUUAGUUAUACGAAAAUCCUGAAGUGUUUUAUGCAUUUGUAAUCAAGAACUAACAUUCAUGUUAACAUCAGCUAACGUUAGCGUAAGAGGUCACUCAAUAUCUCUUUUUACUCACAAUUAAUGUUGCAGAACGUCCUCGCAGUUAGUCCCUGUUGUCACUUGUGUUUCAGCAGCAAUAACCAGGCGUCCUCUCACCAGCCUCUCUCUUCUCACUUAAAGACAAAACACUCCUGAAGACUUUCCCGUGUCAGAAAACCCACAAACCGCUUAAAUAUGUUAAAUAAAUGCCUGCUAAAGCGUUUCUUCGUCAAUUAAAUACACAUUUUUGUCAUCUGUAUUUUUAAGGUUAGUUAAUAUUAAAUUCCGAGUUUACAGAAAUGAGGAUUUCUGUAAAUCUGCCCACUGUUUAAAGCUCUAUACAAAUGAAAUAAAGUUGAAUUGAACGACAUGGAGUGUUCCCGUUCACAUCCCUGUGAAUGAACUGUUACUGUAGAAACCAUAACAUUGGGAUGAGUGCAUUAGUAUAAACCUGUGAUUGAAGUUCGAGCUGCUGGUAUAGAGACGUGAUCCACGCCGUCAGCGUUAUGGUGUAAAUGGUUUCAUCACUCAGCCCUGCUUCGUUUCAUCCGUAAGCUAAAAGUUAGACAGCCAAAGUAGACGUGUGCCGUGUUUCGCAGCUUCCCUCAUUAACCUCCAGCUAACGUGUAAAACCUUGUUGUAUGAACACAGAUUAAAGUUUUCUCAUCUAAGUUGCACAUGAUGUCAGCGUGAAGAGAAGUAGAAAUCUCAGAUUCAUUUUUGCCUUACCCGUGUUCUCAGUGGCAAUAACGUACCGUACUGUGUCUAUUAAUAACAAAAAUGCAUAAUGAAGUAAUAAUAUUCUUUUUUAAAACUAUUAGAGGCAAAUAAACCCGCUGUUUGCUUGUCAUCACGUUUGUGAUAAGUAGCUCGCUAGGCUGUAAGGUGUGACUGAGCACUUAGAGAUCUCUGAUGGUAUCUCAGUACUGUGCACUGAAACUUUAUCUUGUGUGUGUGUGUGUGUGUCUGUGUGUGUGUGUGUGUGUGUGUGUGUGUAGAUCAGCCAAAGAGCUAACUGUAAAAUACCAUACAAAAAAAAAAAAAAGUGUAUUGUACAAACCGCACUAUUCCAAAUAUUCUUGCUGAUUAAAGAUGUCAGUAGAUUUGAAUGUAUGGUGCCACGAUUUUCUGUUGACUGACUGAACAUAUGCUUUGAUUUUGUAAAGAAUUAUGUUUAAGGUCCGAUUAAAGUUGUGGUCAAUAACGGAACUAUUUUUGUACAGUAAAAUGUUUUGCAUUCGUUAGGAGUAGCUACUUGUGUGUUUGUCUUGAUUCAUGAUCCAUAUUUGAGUGAUUUGCAUUAACAAGAUGUUUUUUUUUUUUUAUUUUAAUGUAUUUACUUAAAUGUUUCUAUAAACGUCACUUCAUUGCUCCAUACACGUGUGCCUCUCUGUUUUGUUGAUAAAGCCGAAGAUCUUAAGCUGUACACAUCAAACCGAGGGCGGUAUAAAAGAAAAGCAUGGACUAAUUGUUAAAAAUCACGUUCUUGAAAAAGCUGACAGAUUUUGUGGGUGUUCUCCUUGUCUGAGAGGCGCGAUUUUAAAACCCCUGCGCUGGUCAUCUCGUGUCAGGUUUCGUUAGUCACAUAUGCCGUGACGGGUUACACACUCAUCGAUCACAUGUUAAAGCCUUGGACUAGUGAAGUAAAGCGGUCCAGUCCGGUCUGUUGUUUGUCAGCUGAGUGUCCAGUGCUCCAGAGGGACGACGGUAGGGAGCUGGCGAGGGCGAGGGCCAGAUGGAGCUUCUCAGAUGGAGGCCGAGUAUUACGUCACAUCCAGGGUGGGGAUCUGUGGAAACAAACCAGAUUUAACACACUUCUUUUGGACAGUGGUGAUGGACCCCUGUGCAGGCAUCAUGUUUAGACCCCAUUCAUGUUUCCUUCAAAUAUAUAAACUAGUUCAUAUUUACAUAAAACUGUAACCUAGCUCUGUAAUGCUCUGUUUACCUCAUCCAACAUCCAACACUAUUACAUUAAAUACGAAACAGGCAUGAAUGUUCAGCAUCACACACACACAGAUAACGGCAUUGACACUCAGUGCAUGAUGUUGUGGUGUUACUUUUGUAACAGAAACCCUAACAGCAUGUGGUUCUGUAGGCAGCUCAUGCAGAUGGAGGUCUCUGUUCUCUGCAGCUCACUCUGUUACUGUUUUCCCAUCCCUGCUUUAGAUCCUUUACAGAUUAGUUCAUGUGUUUAAAGUCAUUUAUUAAGAUUUUCACGUAUUAUUUCACGUUGGAUUCCAAAGGGUUGUUAGGGUGCUGGUGUCUCAGUGGUAGGUUUUCUCGCCUACCAUGCAGAAAGCCUGGGUUCGAUUCCUUGCCAGUGCCCAAACUCCAGCUACUGGAUGUAGUGCCGGUCUCAAGCCAGAAUAAAAAUGGGAGGGUCGCAUCAGGAAGGGCGUCCGGCGUAAAACCUGUGCCAAGUUGUUGUGCGGACCAAUUGGUCCGCUUUGGUGACCACUCACACAUGUAGGGAGCAGCCGAAAGAUCAACAACAUUCCAGUGGAUUAUUACUAGGUGUAUUAUUAUAGUAGCAGAACUUUUUGUAAUUUAGUGAAUCUGGAGGGAAUUAGAGGUAUCCAGAUUUAAUGCACAUUUCCCAGAUAUCCCAAAUUUCAAAAAAGGGAUGGAUUACCUUUUUAAAAAAAAACCUCCACAUCAUUAGCAUAAAAUAAUAUGAGGGAAAUUAAAGUUGUAAUGCGUUUAGUUUAUUAGAAAUGUCCGUUGUAAAUUUGAUGUAGGUAUAUUUGGCUCUAUUUAGAGUGGCUCAGGGUCAUAAUUUAGAGAUUUUCUGAGUUCAGUUAGUAAUUAGCAAUUAGCUGCACAGUGACAUCAGUCACCUGGUCACCUGGUCAUCAGCUCCACCCCUCAUUCUGGAGCAUAACAGACCCUAAAAAGUGUUACACACAUCAGCUGUAAGUUCUUCAACAUAGGAGCAAGAAUUCUCUGUUGUCCAACAUCAUACCCUGAAAACAGUCUUUAGUCUCAACCUCCUGCUUUUAUUUCACCUUGAUUCUGUAGAUUUGUACCUAAGACACUCGUACUGAACAUCUACUGACCACACUGAGCACUGAGGACUCUACAGAUCUAGAAGAGUAAUGAUUUAUAAUCCCACUCUCUGUGUUUAUAAUGAUUUAUAAUCCCACUCUCUGUGUUUAUAAUGAUUUAUAAUCCCACUCUGUGUUUAUAAUGAUUUAUAAUCCCACUCUCUGUGUUUAUAAUGAUUUACAAUCCCACUCUCUGGUGUUUAUAAUGAUUUAUAAUCCCACUCUCUGUGUUUAUAAUGAUUUAUAAUCCCACUCUCUGUGUUUAUAAUGAUUUAUAAUCCCACUCUCUGUGUUUAUAAUGAUUUAUAA
This is a messenger RNA of Hemibagrus wyckioides, 6751 nucleotides long. RefSeq names its product G protein-coupled receptor 185 a (gene gpr185a). Gene Ontology annotation, biological process: G protein-coupled receptor signaling pathway. NCBI's taxonomy places the organism in Eukaryota, Metazoa, Chordata, Actinopteri, Siluriformes, Bagridae. The transcript is spliced from 2 exons. The coding region runs from base 592 to 1548 and encodes 318 amino acids. The record is from RefSeq and is a predicted model, not a curated record. Gene Ontology annotation, cellular component: membrane. Gene Ontology annotation, molecular function: G protein-coupled receptor activity.